Mytilus californianus (California mussel) is the source of this 5561-nucleotide messenger RNA. RefSeq names its product transmembrane protein 53-like. The record is from RefSeq and is a predicted model, not a curated record. NCBI's taxonomy places the organism in Eukaryota, Metazoa, Mollusca, Bivalvia, Mytilida, Mytilidae. Bases 27 to 902 code for a protein of 291 amino acids. The transcript is spliced from 2 exons.
AAAAUGACUUUUGUGAAAAGAUCAAAAUGGAGGAGGACGAUUUUGAGUACGAUAUUUCAUUUCCAGCUCCAAGAACAGGAAAUUCUGAUGACGCUGCAGGACCAGUGGAUGAUUUCGAUGAUCUAGGAUUUGAUGAUGAUGAGGAUUCAAAAGAACCUGAACCUGUCGUGUAUUUACUGGGCUGGGCAGGUUGCAAAGACAAAUACCUGGCAAAAUACAGUCAAUUUUAUGAACAAAAAGGAUGCAUCAGCAUCAGGUACAUAGCACCAACAAACGUGACUUAUUUCAAUCCUGCAGAACUACGUAAUAUAGCUGUAAAAUUAUUGGAUCUUAUACCAGAUUACAGCUUAGAAGACAACCCGGUGUUUUUCCAUGUGUUCAGCAAUAAUGGCUGCUUUGUUUACUCCCAGAUAUCAGAUAUCCUUUGUUCCGGUGAACACGAAAGAUUCAACAGUUUGAAAAUAAAGGGAUGUAUAUUAGAUAGUGCACCAGGGAAAAGAAGAAUUACAAGAGCUGCUUAUGCAUUUGCUUUGGCAAGUGGGAAAACAGGACUCUUUCUACAUACAACUUACAUAUAUAUAUUGAUAUAUCUCUUCCUCACUGCUAUUAAAACAAUGAUAUGUUCUGCAUAUUACGGAAAGAAUUACGCUGGGUCUCCACAUACUCUUUAUGGAAGAAUGAAAGACGACAAAUCUAGAUGGCCACAACUUUUUCUCUGUUCUAAAGUUGAUAAAGUCAUUCCUUAUACUGAUUCUGAAGAAGUUAUGAAGUACAGAUCAGAAGUGUUGAAGGUUUCAGCAGAGUCGCAGUGCUGGGAUGAUUCAGAUCAUUGUCAGCACUUAGUGAAGUACAGAGAGAGCUAUAUUGCCAACUGUUAUAGGUUUAUAGACAAAUAUAAAUGAUAGAAAAACUUAAGCCUUUACUUAACAUGCUAGAUUUACCUACAUAAGAGUUAUUUGUGCAUUUAUUUUUUUAGUCUAGUUUAUAUCUGAAAAAUGUAUGCAUUUUUUCAUUAUUUUAUAAGAACAAAAAAAUGGUAACAUACUUAGACACCAGUCAAAGUUAAAAAGAUAAACUGCUAUGUACCACCCAUUAAGUUUAAAGCUAUAUAAGUAUUUCCUCUGAAAAAUGGUAUUUUAUUUUUCCUGUAUUAUUGGUGUGUUGUUUUACAGUCAACAAUACAUAUUUGACUUGUUUAAAAAUUCAAAGCUCUGCAAUCCAUAUUGCUUAGUAAUCCUUUUUGAUACCCAAGAAAAGAUGGUUUUCAGCUUAACCCAGAACAACAUUUUAUAUCAAGUGUAAAAAUGUGUUAUGCAAAUCUUAAACACCUGUAGCAGUUUCAUAUCAUUUGAUUAUAAUCUUUGAUAUACAUGAUUAAAAAAAUAUCAUUGUGUAGGUGCUAAAAUUGCAGUAUAAAUACUACUCAUCGUGCUCAUGCUAAGUAUAUUUUAUACAUGUACAGUACCAUUAAAACAGCAUUGUAUAUUUGAGACCAUUUACUAAUAAUUGACUUAAGGUAGUUUUUGAGUAAGCACUGAUAAUAUAUCUUCCUUUGUAUUUGAUGAUGAUAAAUAGCUAGUAAGAAGACGUGGGUUCCAGUAUAUAGUGUUCUCAAUAAGAUGGGUCCAUGAAUCCUUGUUACCUCAUGAAAAUUAGACUGGAGUCACAAUUUUUUAAAUAGAUGAAUCCCAAGCUGCAUCAUUAUCUGAAACUUUCCCCUUUUAGAUUUGACUGGUAGAUUUAAAUGAUAAGUAAAAGCUAUGAAUACAUUUGUAUGUUAAUUAAUUAAGUUUUUUUCAGAACUUUGAACUCAACAUGGACAAAAAUGAUGAGUCUUUGGGCUCAUUUGAAAAUGUUUUUAAUGAGAUACCCGACUCUGAAAUACCUAUAGUAUUGUAUGUGUUAUAGUAUUAUAUUUUCUAGUGGGAUGAGAACAUUUCCGUUGUUAUGUUACUUGUAGUGCUUGGAUUUGUUUUUGCAUUUUCAUAUACUGUGGAUUCAUGAUUAUUCAUGGGAUACUUACUUUCAUGGAUUUCCUGGGUAUAGGUGAACCACGAAUUUAAAUGUUGAACAAAGUACAUAUUUUCCAUAGGCUUGUAUGCAGACUUUGGCAAAACCACAAAUUCAGAUAUCUAUGAAAAUGGAAUUCUUCCUCAAUCCACGAAAAUUGGUACCCAUGAAAAUAAAUGAAUCCACAGUAAAUUGUUUUAAGAUUCAUGAAUAUAUUUUACAAAGUUUUAUCGUUUUCUGUUAGCUUGUUAUUGUUUUAAUUACAGGGCUUAAAGCCAUUUUUACUUUAUUUAUAUGUAUAUUAAUUUUGUGUUACACAUUUUGUCAUUUCCAGUUCAGUAUUUUAUGCUUUAUAUUUCAAUUUGUUGCGAAUCACACUAGCUUCAAUUUGAUAGAUCAAAUCUGCAUUUAUACCUAUAUGAAAUUUUUAGUUAACAUUUAUACAACACAAGUCACUGAAGUUUGGAAAUUCCCACCUUCCAGUUAGAAGCAGCUGAUUGUUGUUGUAGCUGAUUGAUUCAUUGACACAUUUGUAUGUUGCCAACACUUCUUUAAUAUUGUACAAUUUAUUUUCCUUCUCCACAAACAUAAAUUAACUCUACACAAUAGUUUGAGAUUGCUUGUUGUUUAUUAUUAAUGAGGUAUAUGCAUAUACUGGCUGAAUAACUUUCAUUACUAUUAUAUGAUAUUCUCUUAUGAUUGUGACCUGUUAGGAGAGAUAUUUCUGUACAUAUUUAUACAUGUAAGUGAUAAAAAAAAUGCAUUACUCAGGGUUCUCACUAAGGAAAUUUGAAGGCGAGUUCAGAGACUUGUCAUUUUUGGCCAUAGUGAGUCCAACAGUGAGAAGAAGAAAUUUUAUUGCUAUACAUGUAUAUCAUUUAUUGUUUCAGCCCCCUUGACAAAAUAGAGAAAGGAAAUAACAUCAAGUUUUAAUUAUUUUUAAACUUGUGUCAUAAAAUGAUGAUAUUCAAAUGAUAUUUGUGCUCAGUUUAUACAACAUUUUACAAUUUUGAUGCAGUUUGGACUUACCAGUUUUGAAAAUGACGAGUCCAGACAGAUUUUCAUGAGUCCUGGACUCAUGGACUUGCCUUAGUGAGAACCCUUUACUUAAAUUAAUUGGCUUAUCAAGCAUCAUGGAACAAUAUUGCAGCAUUUCCAUUGGCUAUUAAUUAAGCAUGUGUAUAAUAAGUGAGAUGAUUGAGUGAUGUUUAUUUGUUUUUUAUUUAUAUUACCAUGCGUUCUGAUUUGUAAAUUUAACUUUGUCAUACAAGUUCUUUCAUGAUUUGGUGUAUUAAAUGUUUUCCAUCAGAAUAGGUUAAUACAUGUACUAUCUUCCUUCCAUGUUUGUUUAAUUUUUCUUCCAUCACAACUUUUCCCUUCACAUUUGCAAUGUGGGAUUGUAAAAUUUCUGAUGACAGAUGUCAUGGUUAAGACCACACCAUACAGAAUAGCUGCCUGCAAAUUACCACCUGAGGGAAGUCAAUAAUUCAAUAGAAGUACAUUCAUAAAGAUUUGGAUAAAAUAAAAUGAUUUUCUUUUAAAUAAAAGUCUUUGACUUGUACAUGUGUUUAUAGUAAAAAUUAGCCAUUCCAGAAUAUAAAACCUAUUCCUUUUUACAUCGAGAUGACCGUGAGGUCAUUCCGAUGUAUUGCUAUCGCCUAAAUUUCCAUUAUGCAAAUUAGUUUUGGGUUUUCAACAGAUCUAUAAAAAAAUAUAGAUCCGCGGACAUUAUCUAGUGCAAAAUAACAUUCCUUAUCGCUUGUUUUAAAUUCAUUUUUUUCAAUGGAUGCUCCUAUAAAUAUUUUUUUUAAACACAAAUUAAUAAUAUGAAAAUGUUUUGUCGUUUUAUAUAUAUAUAUAUAUAAAAGUAAAAAAAUAAUUGAUAAUAUCUAUGCACACGUACCGUAAAAUUGUGUUAAAUUUGUGGAAGAAUAUCUCAAGAACGUUUUGUGACACUCGCGGCAAGGACCGGUAACUCUGUAAUUGUUUUUGCGGGAAAAUAUGAAUGGCUCAUAUCCAAUCUUUUAGAAAAAUGGAUUUUUUUACCAUGUGAUCACCAUGCACUUCCACUGCACUAUUAUUAGAAUAGUACAAUAGAAUGAUACACAAAUGGAUGCAAGUUAUAUAUACAUGUAACUGUUAUAUUAAUAUAAUAUAUAACAACAAACCAGUGUAUACAUACUCUGGGACUAUUAUUAUAUUAGUAUAAUAGUCCCAGGUAUACUGAUUUGUAUCACUACAAUAUAAUAGUUAUUACGGUGUGGUUGAAUUUCCUGUCAUUUAUUCAUCAUCCACGCACGAACUAGUCUCAGAAAAAAAAUAUAUCUGUACAUUAACCUCAGUUUCAGGUAUAGAGAUGUGAUCUUCUUCUGUGACAUGUGCUUUUGACCAUCCACAAGAACUUGCGGUCAUCCGAUGUUCAGUACUUCAGUACUUUGAUUUUUUGUUGAAUUUGUAGGACUUAAUUGGCUUCUACACUAUUAUCUCCAUAUUCAUGUAUUUAAUAUGCUAGAAGAUGAGUAAGGACAUGAAGGAGACCUUGUAAUUCCUGUAAUAAUCACUUUACAAAGAUUAUAUUAGGAUAAUUUAAGUUAAUUGAGGCCAAUGUGUUACAAAAAACUAAUCCACCUAAUUCAAAUUCAUUAAUUGGUAAUUUUAUGAGUGAAGCAUUUUUCUAUUUUCCUAAUAUGCUAUUUAUAAGUAUGAAGUUUUAAUUGAUAUUACUGUGUGCAAAGAGUUUGAAUGUUAUAUUCUUUGUGUGUAACAUUGUCUGAGGUAGAUAUAAACAUUUUCAAAAAGGUUAAUAAGGACUUUGGCUGAUCAUCAAAGUGAAUAACUUAAGUCAUAUGAUUUUCCUACAAAUAAAUGAGUUUUCCUUGUUCCGAAAAUAUGAUACUGUAAAUUCAGAAGUUAUUGCGAGGUUUUAAUUAAUGCGGAUAAUGCAUAUGCGACUGGAUUAGUAUCGCAAUAAUAAGAACGCACAUUCAGAUAUCUGAUACAUACAUUAGUAUGCAGAUUUGCCUGAAAUCGCAAUAAUUAAUCUCAAAUUUAUGUCCAUUCUACACAAAUCGCAAUAAUAAUUGAAUGCAAUAAUUUCUGAAUUUACAGUACUAUUUCCUUCAUAUUUCAGUACUUUAAGAAAUAUCUCAAAAAUUUUUUAAAUUGGAGUGUUUUUUGUUUUUUUUCCUCUCCAAUGUGAUCUUUAAAAGAUACCAUGUUCAUAUUGCACACCUUCUGGUAAUAGUCAUAGUAUCAUAUUUUGUUUCUAAAGAAAAUAUAACUUUCCAUACAUUAAAUGUCUUGAUGGCAGUCGCAUAGAAAGCAAAAUCUAUUUGUAGUUAUUUUUAUAGUACAUACACCUAAAAAAUGCACAAUAAUUUACAUAUCCUUUAUAUCAUUACAUAUACCAGUAUGGAAUAUCAUUCCAAAAUAAUACACAUUGAGACAAAAUUUAAGUUUCACGUUUACCUUGUAACAAGUAGGAGUAAUAUGAAAUUUGUUAUUUGUAUAUAUAUUGCUUACAAAUUUAUUUAAUAAAGUUUAUCUUUGGA